AUGAUUGCUCUGCUCUUCAUCUACUCCUCAUCUUCUUCUUCUUCUUCUUCUUCUUCUUCUUCUUCUUCUUCUUCUUCUUCUCCUCAUAUGGGUCUCCCUCCCACUUCAAUCCAAACUCAACAUUCUGCAUCCAAGAAGCCACCAUUGAAGACAUUAGACUUGCUUUCAAGGAAAAGAAACCGGCAUCAAAGCAGCUCGUUGAUUUUCGAAGCAAUCUCCAAACUCAAUCCGAUACUCCACGCAGUCAUCGAGACGAAUCCAGAUGCAUUGAUCGAAGCAGAGAUCGCAGACAGAGAACGUGACCUCAAGAGACAACAAUAA
Messenger RNA from Microthlaspi erraticum, 321 nucleotides. The record is from the annotation of a GenBank genome assembly. NCBI's taxonomy places the organism in Eukaryota, Viridiplantae, Streptophyta, Magnoliopsida, Brassicales, Brassicaceae.